CGAUGACCUGUCUUCGAUCGAAAGAUCUGGACUGAACGCGAACUGUCUGGAUUCAAAAUGAUUUUCUGACCAGUACUCAACAGACUGUCCGUCAUACAACAGUUUUCGUUUAUUAUAUUACACACUAUCAUACAAAUAAUAUUUUGAAUUUAAAAUGGCAGAAAACAACAUUCCUAAGGUGAUACUUGUGUUUGACCGCUGGACCCUUGGUCAGACUGGAUUACCAGCAUAUCAUGUCAAAUUUGCAUGUGAAUUGGCCAAAAAAAAGAAAGGUCUACUACAAGUUUAUGCUACUGUUGUUGAAAUAACUCCAGAGGAAAAGGCAGAUGCUGAAAAAUCUGGAGUACAUAUAUUUGAACCAGUUGUACGGCCACAUCUUAUAUCAAAACCUAAUCCUGACUGGCUGUUACAGCAUGAGUCAUUCUUCCCGCAGUUUACUCCUCUUAAAAACGUGCGUUACCUUGUUGGGUAUAACCCUGCUACAGCUGAUCAUACUGAAGACAUUCGUAACAUCAGAUUCCCUUAUGCCAAGGUCUACUAUGUCAACAAGAAUUUCCCAAAAGACUGCAGUGACUUAGAGUCACCAUCUGCUGAAAUUGAGAAGUUAGUAGAACAGAUGGACAUAUGGAACAAGGAGUUUGAGGCAACACCACCUCCUGAAAGAGUGGAAGAGCCACCCCGCAAGAGAUUCAGGGGUGCAGAACCAGAAGAUAAGAAUUCCCUAGUUAAUCUUAUUCGGUUUCUGCACCGGUAUCAUCCUGAUUUUAUUCCAGCUUUCUGUGCACGGUAUGGACUAAAGGUGACCAUAACCCCUCCACCACCUCCACUACCUGCUGCUCCAGAUUUGCUUGCAAAGCUUGGUCUUGACUUGGUAGCUAUCAAUGACCAACUGGAGAAAGAAAACCUAGAAGGAGAAGCUUUGGUGAGAAGGGAAAAAGAAAUUGAAGAGUUCAAAGAGAUUUGCCAGAGAGAACUAGUCAUGAGAUCUAGAGUUCUGAUGCGAAGUAUGGAAGGGGAGGAAUCUGUAAAAAGACUCUGCCUUUACCAUGGCCAUGCAUAUCUUAGAGACUUUAAGGUAGCCACAAUGACCCUCCAUUUGGGAUUCCCCAACUUCUUCUCACUUCUACAGUUCAAAGGGAAGUGUAGGAUGCAAAAGUUUGCCAGGGACUUGGAGCCUAAAUUUGUCACAUAUGCCAUGAAGCUUGAAGCAGAACGCUUGAAUUUGCCACUCAAACUCCGUGUAUCAUACGUAUUUGAAGAAUGCAGAGCAAUUGAAGGCUUCUUCACUAGAAGGGAUGGUGGAGGUGGUCGGUUUUUUGAAAAGGAUACAAAAAGUGAUGACUCUGACAAAGAUGAUUCAGAUUCAGAUGAUGAGCCACUCACACUGACUGAAGAAGAAAAACUAUUAUUGGCAGCAGAUUCUGAUGAUGACAGUGAAGAAAACAGUACUGUGAAAGUAACAAAUAAGAGCAUAGAUAAGGAUGAUGGGUCUGCAGGUAAAGAUGAACAAAAAGAAGCUGGAGCAUCAGUUUCAGUAGCAGAACCCUCACGAACGGAUUUUUCAGCAGAUGGUGACUCGGUAGAUUCAGGUGUGGAAGGAAUGGAGGUGGAUGACCUCGCGUUGCAAUCCCCUGAAACCUCACCUUCUGUAAAAGAGUUGAAUGAACAGGUAGAUAUGGAAGUAGAUUAUUCUUCCACUGAAUCAACAAAAAGUUGUACGAAGUCUGAAACUAAAUGUCUGCCGCUGGCUACUAAAGAUCAUCUACCAGUAAGUUGUACUCUUGGCCAGGACUUACAGUUAUCAACACCACAAGCUUCAACUAGUCAGAAAAAUGAGGUUAAGAAGGAAUUAUCAUGUUCAGAUGCUAAACUGCAUUCCAAUUCUUCUGAUGAAUCGUACAACCUUUCAAUUCCACUUGCAUCAUCAAUGUGUGAGCAACCUCUGGGUUCUAACAAGACAUCAACAAGUAUAUGCAAAAAAACAGAAAAAACUUCUUUGAGUGCUGAUACUGAACACAAUCCAGUUGCGUCAACAAGUACUUGCAAGGAACCACAAAAGUCAUUAGAAUCUUAUAAUGAUGAACUCUUAAAUCCAGUCGCAUCAACAAGCACUGGUAGAGAAACUGAAGAAGUGACAACAGAUAGUGAACUUCUCAAUUCUGACAAUGACAUACUCGUGAAUCAAGUUGGAUCAAUAAGCUCGGACAAAGAUACUGAAGAACUGACAGAAACAGGUAGUGAACCUUUCAAUUCUGCAGUGUCAACAAGCUUAGAACCACAACAGUCAACAUCUUCUGACAUCAAGAUACUGAUGAAUCCAGCUGCAUCAACGAGCACUGGCAAAGAAACUGCAUCACCACGAACACAUGGUGAAUUCGAUGAUCCAGUUGGAUCAACAAGUACUUCUAAGGAGCUGCAACUAUCAACAUCUUCUGAUGACAAACUCUCAAAUCCAAUUGCAUCAACAAGCUCUAGUGAAGAUACUGAAGAAUUGACAACAGAUCUUCUAAAUCCUGUGGCAUCAACAAGCAAAGAACCACAACAAUUAUCCACUUCUGAUGAUGAACUGAUUAAUCCAGUGGCAUCUACAAGCACUGGUAAAGAAACAGUAUCAUCACAAACACUCGAGGAAUGCCAAGAUCCAGUUGCAUCAACAAGUACUUGCAAAGAACACCAGUCCUCUCCUGGAUCAAUGCUUUCAAAUGAUGAUCUACUGAACCCAGUAGCAUCAACAAGUUCCGUCGAUGAACCUGGUCCAGCCCUACCAAUAAUACCAGUUAGAAUACCUAUUAAUCCCAGCAUAGCUGAGGUUGCAAUGCGUCUGAAUCCUGCCAGGCCAGAGGAACCAAAAGAGUCAAAAGAAGCAAUAAAAAUGAUCUCUCAGCUAGUUCCAGUGAAUUAUCCAUUGCUCUAUGAGAAGGCAACUCAGCUGAGGGCAGAAAUACUCAGAAUUGAGAACAACAUGACCACCAAUCAGCCAAAUGACGACGGAGAACAGGAAAUGCAUGGCCAGGUCAAGAUGCUGAUUGAUCGCAUUGACAAAUUGAGGUCUGAGAUAAUGGAAGCUCAUUCAUUGUCAACCACUUCAACGCAUGUCACUAAAAACAACAGCAUAUUAGACUUUGAACUUCAAAAUGUUCAGAAUGAAUUUUUCAAGAAAAGGGAGCAAUUUGAAGAGGUCUAACAAUUUGAAUUUUAAAGUACAGAAAUCUCCAGCCUAAAAUUGGUGCUCCAAUUUGAUGUAGAUUAAAUGGAAAAGUGUAUGUGUAUUAUAAUUUAGAAUUGUAUGCGCAUGUUGUAUAUCUGGUUAAGAAAUCACAAUUUAUAAAUAUGCAUUGGCUAAAGGAGAAAUUCCCUUUUAUUUCUAACCAGGUUUAGUGCUAACAUUAAUUACUAGUACCAGGUAUUUUGACUUGCUUUUUUUGGUAUGUAAAAACAUGCAUUUGAAUUGUGUGUAAAUAGCAACCCAUAGACCAAUAUGCAUAUAUGUUGCUGUGUGUCAUGUAAGAACAUUGAAUGUGUGAUAUUUGAUCACAAUUGUCCAUCAAUAACACAAGUAACAUGUUUUUGAAUUUUGUAAUGUACUAAAACGUGAUCAACAAGCUAAACUUAUUAUUCCAUCAAGGUAUGCGUAUGAUUUUAUCUUGGCAAGUCAUGAUAUUAUACUGUGAUGUACAUCAUAGUAUUUGUAUAGUCUGGUGAUGUACACUGUAAACAGAUUUAAUUUUGUUAGAGAAACCAUUUUACAAGUCCUGAAACAUUUCAUUGGUUUCUAAGACGGGGAGUUGCAGUGGUGAAAUUUCAUUACAAAUACACAUGUAUACAGGUAAAUAGAGUUUCUAGUGCCCAAAAUGAAUGGUGGUAAUUACAACUAUUAGCACCUGUUUAACUACUGUGAUACUUAUUAAUAUGGCAUUUGUAUAAUAAUAUGAGGUUAUUACGAGAAUACCUCAUACACAAAGACAGUACAGCUUGAGUAUUGACCGACACGUAGCGGAGGUUGAUGCGCGGGCGUACUGUCUGAGUGCAUACUUUGAGGUAUUCUCGCAAUAACCUUAUUGUACAUCUUUUCCUUCCAAGGAUACAUCAUGGGAAUUCCAAAUUUCAAAAUGUUUAGAACAGAAUCAGCGAACUUCUUCAUGUUGAAUCCGGUCAAACUCUGGUGGCAGCCAUGUUUGUUUUUAUUAUUAGAGGGUGUGUAAUCAUUCCAUAUUUGGAAUUUGUAUUUCCAAAUAUGGUAGGAUGAAAAUACCCCGUAAAAUACGUACAGUUACGGAUGUAACUUAUGGUGUCACAAAUGUAUAAUAAUGGUCAUUAUACCUUUAAAUUAUAACUAUCUUAUAAAUUGUUAAUGCUCAUUAAUGAAACAUUCAACUAACUUGUUUUUGUAUGCGUUUUUGUAAAAUUUAUUUGAUAUUCAUGGAAUACAACAAUAUAUAGAAUUGUAUAUGAAGCAGUGUUGAAAUUCAAGGAUGUGUAAAAGGAAUUGCCUUUUUAUUUUUGUGGAUAAGCAGUAUUAAUAUCUUAUAAAAAAAAAAUUCAUUGUCGUGCAGAAGAGUAAAGGGGGACUGAUUUUUGAAAAAAGUUUUUCUGGGUGGUGGGUCAUACUUCAUAAACAUUUCUGCUUUUUGUUCAUUGAAACAACUCUGUUACCAGUUCUUUAUUUAACUUUUUUUUUAUAAACAAAUGACCCCUCAACAUGCGACAAUUGACCUUG
Molecule: messenger RNA, 4717 nt
Organism: Saccoglossus kowalevskii
Lineage: Eukaryota; Metazoa; Hemichordata; Enteropneusta; Harrimaniidae
Source: RefSeq, a predicted model, not a curated record